This is a messenger RNA of Biomphalaria glabrata, 1074 nucleotides long. RefSeq lists its product as uncharacterized. Gene Ontology annotation, biological process: G protein-coupled receptor signaling pathway. Gene Ontology annotation, cellular component: plasma membrane. Lineage: Eukaryota; Metazoa; Mollusca; Gastropoda; Planorbidae. The transcript has a single exon. The record is from RefSeq and is a predicted model, not a curated record. Gene Ontology annotation, molecular function: G protein-coupled receptor activity. The coding region runs from base 1 to 1074 and encodes 357 amino acids.
AUGUCCAGACAAAUUCUGUUUGAGUCUUUCAGUAAUGAUUCAUAUGACCAAGAUGAUUGCCUAUAUGUAUGCUAUGAUGUGUUUCACGUCUUUGAGUUGGCAGUCAGUAUUUGCGCGUUUGGAACUGUGUCUGUUAUUGGGGUCGUUGGCAAUGUUGUCAACAUGAUCAUCUUUGUGCGACAGCUUCUGAAGGACAGUAUGACGGUUGGUUUGUUCGCUCUAAGCUUCACAGACUUCUCGGUAUCACUCGCCGAGAUGACCAUGUCUAUUAUCUACCUGGCCAACUACAUAUUCCCUUACAGUCCGGUGGAUCUUUGGGCUCUGGCGUACGUCGGCUUUGGCUGGACGCUCUACACCGGCUACCUGAUUUCAGGCUGGAUAACCGCUAUGAUAGCGUUGGAGAGAUGCUUCUGCGUUGUCGCCCCUUUCAGGGUGAAACAGUUGUUCACCAGGCGUCGCUGUGUUAUAGUUGUAAUCAUGAUAUACACCGUUCACCUCUUGCCUUUAUUGCCCUUGUAUAUAGCAGAGAGAAUGCAAUGGGUUGCUAUAGAAGACCCAAACGCAUUCUUUAACAGCACUCUUUCUAUUAAGCUAUACUACACGAUCACUCUAACGGACUUCGCUGACGAGGUAGAAAAAGCUUUGGACGCCACCGCAGGGCUGUUCCUUUUCCUAGCUUCCCAGGCGGUGCUGACCGUAUGCUCUCUGUGGAUGACAUACUCGUUAAAGGCGACCUCCCUUGUGCGCAGCCACAAAUCCGCCUUUACGGAGAAACUUGCUAGUUCCGAGAAGUUGAGCUCAAAUCUUACGCCUCAAGAGAAGAGGCUGGUCAAAAUGGUGCUAUCUUUAGCAGUGCUGCAGACAGUGUGCAACCUGCCCAGGCUUAUCCUAACCGUCUUCUACAAUGUGUGGACGGAUAGCAGUGUCAAGGGAGAUAAAAACUUGAGUACUAUGAUUUGGUCGAUAGCCUCCCUUUUCAACCAGGUUUGUUGCACCAGCAAUACCUUCUGUUACUAUUUUCUCAGCUCGAAACACAGAAACAUGUUUAAAAAACUAUUUGGAUUAAAGAGUUAA